Paraphaeosphaeria sporulosa is the source of this 1713-nucleotide messenger RNA. RefSeq lists its product as uncharacterized. NCBI's taxonomy places the organism in Eukaryota, Fungi, Ascomycota, Dothideomycetes, Pleosporales, Didymosphaeriaceae. The record is from RefSeq and is a predicted model, not a curated record. The coding region runs from base 1 to 1713 and encodes 570 amino acids. Gene Ontology annotation, cellular component: membrane; endoplasmic reticulum. Gene Ontology annotation, molecular function: long-chain fatty acid-CoA ligase activity. The transcript has 3 exons.
AUGGCGGGAAUUGUCGAGCAGCUUGACGGCGUCAUUGCCGGGCUUCUUGCUGGCUACAAUGCCUACACCACUCUUCUCGUUGUCACGCUUCUUGGAUUCGUGGGUUGGGUCAUCUACGACACCCAGGAUUCGGACACCCACCCACUGUUGCUUGCAAGACAGGCGCAGGCUUCCUACGUGAGGCAGCCGGGCGAGUCUGCCGUCUACAGAUCGCCGGAGCACCCUCAUGGAUACCCUCUUCGCACCGGCCUUGGAGUCAAGCCUCCGGGAGCUCCCAUGUACACGGCCGGCCGCGAUGGCGAUCUACGAGACAUCUGGCGACGCGUCACCGGCGAGAUUCCGCUCGAAAAGGGCGCCACGUCAAGCGGCACCGCCAACAUUGUGACCGUAUUUGGCAAGGAAGGCGUGACCGAACACGCUAUCGCCGACAUCACCAAGGAGAUCACGAUAAUCGGAAAACAUUUCAGGGACCAUGGCGCGAAAAGGGUCGCCAUCUAUCUGCCCAACAGCCUCGAAUUUCUCGUUACCCUGUUUGCCGGCGCUUUUUACGAUUUUGUGCCCAUCCUAAUUCCGUACAAUCAACCCCACCAGACGCUGAUCGAACUCUUGAACCAGACAAAUGCGGACUCCCUCGUUGCUGAGGCCGGUUCUGUUCCGCUCGCCGAUGUUGGUAAGAGUGUUUCGAGCCUGCGGCAAGUCAUUUGGACAGUAGAGAAGACAAGCAGGCACAUGGACUGGAACGAGGUACCCGAAGGCAUUGGCGGCAAGAUAGACGUGUCUGUCUGGCAUCAGCUUGUUCAAGACCAGAAAGUCGCAUUCCCGGAGCUGCCCAAAGACGCAGGCAAAGAUGCAACAAAAGCUCCUAAUGUCGUUUUCUUGUGGCAGGAGCGCGUGGGUAAAGCAGCGGAGAUUGUCGAGUUCACCCAGCAAAACCUUGCCGCAGGAACUGGCGCUCUUCUUUCUGCGCUGCCCGGUCCCCAGCGUCUCAACGCCUCGGAUUCUUUCCUCCCAGCAGACACCUUCACCAACUCAUACACGCUAUGCCUCACUUUGGCUGCCCUUUACUCCCAUGCUACCGUUAUCAUCAAUUCGGUAGCUGGACCAGGGGUUGACUUGACUCUUGCCACCCGCUCCAUUGCUCCCACGAUUGCGGUAGUGUCUGCCGAGACUGCAGCCAAGCUUCACAACACUACCACUACCUCGAUCACAGGCGGUCUCAAAAAGAUUGCGCACUACCUAGAAACACGAAGCCUUACUGCUGGGCGCUUGCCUACCGACACUUUCUUGUCACGACUCAAUGCACCCACACGCGCCAGCGUUGGCGCGACCCCCGGCAAGCUACGUCUUCUCUUCAUCUCAGAGAGAGCUGGCUUAAACACCCCACCGCUCUCUUCGGAGGAUCUUUCAGACCUCCGCAUCUACACAAAAGCACGCGUGGUGUAUGCUUUGACAGCAGCCAAGGUCGCAGGAGCAGUUGCCCAGACAAACAUUUACGAUUAUAGGAGAGCAGUCACGCCGUCGAACAAGCACAGCCACUUCGGCGUACCAUUAAGCAGCUUAGAGCUGAAAUUGAAAGACACGCCAUCCCACAAGAACACCGAUGAAAAGUUCGUUGGAGAUAUUGUGGUGUCGGGUGCAUCUGUCGCUGGUGGGGAGACAGCUCUAGGUGUGAAUGGCACGAUCAGGGAAGACCAUACCAUUGCAUAUGUAUAG